GGCGCCAGCGGGCUUGCGGCCGGGGAUGUGAGUGGUGCUGGAUCCCGGGGCUGCGACUAGCAGGGACUGCGGGCGGCGACUGCAGGAGAGGCCAGCGGGCGCCUAGGGCGGCCGGGUGUCGGCCGCGGGAUGAGGAAGCGGACCGAGCCCAGCAGCUUGGAGCAUGAGCGCUGCGCCGCUGCGGGCUCGCCCUCCUCCUCCGGCUCGACCGCCGCGGCGCUGGACGCCGACUGCCGCCUGAAGCGGAACCUGCGCCUGGCUGGGCCGGCGGAGCCGCGCCGAGCACCCGACGCGGACAUGAAGCGGGCGCUGGGCAGGCGGAAGGGGCUGUGGUUCCGAGUAAGAAAAGUGCUUCUCUGUGUUUUGGGGCUGUAUCUUGCCAUUCCCUUCCUCGUCAGACUGUGUCCUGGGAUACAGGCCAAACUGAUUUUCCUGAAUUUUGUGAGGGUUCCCUACUUCAUUGACUUGAAAAAGCCUCAGGAACAAGGUUUGAAUCAUACCUGCAAUUACUACCUCCAGCCAGAGGAAGACGUGACCAUUGGAGUCUGGCAUACCAUCCCCGCCGCCUGGUGGAGGAACGCCCAAGGGAAGGACCAGAUGUGGUACGAGGAUGCCUUGGCUUCCAGCCACCCCAUCAUUCUGUACUUGCAUGGGAAUGCAGGUACCAGAGGUGGUGACCAUCGAGUGGAGCUGUACAAGGUGCUGAGUUCCCUUGGUUACCACGUGGUCACUUUUGACUAUAGAGGUUGGGGUGACUCAGUAGGAACGCCAUCGGAGCGGGGCAUGACCUAUGAUGCACUCCAUGUUUUUGACUGGAUCAAAGCAAGAAGUGGCGAUAACCCUGUGUACAUAUGGGGCCAUUCCCUGGGCACUGGAGUGGCAACGAAUCUGGUGCGGAGGCUCUGUGAGCGAGAGACACCUCCAGAUGCCCUUAUAUUGGAAUCUCCAUUCACUAAUAUUCGAGAAGAAGCAAAGAGCCAUCCAUUUUCAGUGGUGUAUCGCUACUUCCCUGGGUUUGACUGGUUCUUCCUGGACCCCAUCACCAGCAGUGGAAUUAAAUUUGCCAAUGAUGAGAAUGUGAAGCACAUCUCCUGCCCCCUGCUUAUCCUGCACGCAGAGGAUGACCCGGUCGUACCCUUCCAGCUUGGCAGAAAGCUCUAUAACAUUGCUGCACCAUCGCGAAGUUUCCGUGACUUCAAAGUGCAGUUUGUCCCUUUCCAUUCGGACCUUGGCUACAGGCACAAAUACAUCUAUAAGAGCCCGGAGCUGCCACGAAUACUAAGGGACUUCCUGGGGAAAUCAGAACCCGAACGCCAGCACUGAGCCGCCGCCCCCGAGGAGCAUGAAGCCUGACUGACUGACUGCCACCUCCUGGCCCAGCAGCAGCGCUGGGGACAGCGCCACACACACCCAAGGGGGACCCGCGCGGGUGCCGCGGGUACGGGUUGCAGGCGGGCCGUGGAGGUGGAAAUGUGGUCUCUGCUGCACACACUGCUGCUGGUCAGCCCUCCCCACAUGGCCCAGGGCUGCACUCCCCAUCCCUCCACCCAUGCAGCCUGGUGUAGACUGACCAGUUAUUUAAGAAUAAAAUCCUGGUGGUCAUAGUC
Messenger RNA from Cavia porcellus (domestic guinea pig), 1607 nucleotides. RefSeq names its product abhydrolase domain containing 12, lysophospholipase (gene Abhd12). Gene Ontology annotation, biological process: monoacylglycerol catabolic process; phosphatidylserine catabolic process. Gene Ontology annotation, cellular component: endoplasmic reticulum membrane. Gene Ontology annotation, molecular function: phosphatidylcholine lysophospholipase A1 activity; monoacylglycerol lipase activity. The coding region runs from base 130 to 1323 and encodes 397 amino acids. The transcript is spliced from 13 exons. The record is from RefSeq and is a predicted model, not a curated record. NCBI's taxonomy places the organism in Eukaryota, Metazoa, Chordata, Mammalia, Rodentia, Caviidae.